Exserohilum turcica Et28A is the source of this 3291-nucleotide messenger RNA. RefSeq lists its product as uncharacterized. Gene Ontology annotation, biological process: arachidonate metabolic process. The transcript is spliced from 4 exons. Bases 1 to 3291 code for a protein of 1096 amino acids. The record is from RefSeq and is a predicted model, not a curated record. Gene Ontology annotation, cellular component: membrane. NCBI's taxonomy places the organism in Eukaryota, Fungi, Ascomycota, Dothideomycetes, Pleosporales, Pleosporaceae.
AUGAUACUGUCCAGCAGUGCACGGCGCAUAUCUACAUGCAGCAGUGAACCACGCAGGUCUAUAUGCAGCAUUCGCGGGAUAAAUGUUAGCGAUCUCACAUAUCAGUUUCUUCUCCUUCUCGCUGCCAGCCCGAGCCAGUCGCUCCCUACCUUACUGUUCACGAGACCCUUUUCGGCUCCUCAAACUGUCAACCAGAGUACCACAAAGUUGACGAGAUUUGAUCGACUAUUUCGAAAAGACAAAUAUGAAGGCGAGGUAUAUAUUGAACCAGAGCAGAACAGGCCGCCGCUAUCGAUGCCUGGAUACGACUGGCAAUACGGCGCCCAUCAACUCGGAUCUGAGCUGGAAGCAUUGAGACGUGAACAACACGUGGAAGUCACACACCAGGAAGAGAUCACCUUUGUUGAGAUGUCGCAUGAUACUCGACAAGAGAUAUGGCUGGUAUUUGCAAAAGAACCCAAAUUACACCGAAAGGUGCAGAGUCUACUUUGCACUUUCAUCCUUCUUGCACUCCCAGUACCGUAUGCUGAGCCACUUUGGGAGAUGACGUCAUUCGCCUGCAAGGACGUCAUUACUUCCACUCUACUGCCUUUUCUGUUCACAUCUCCUGGCUUGAGGGACUUUCAGCAAAACCUCAUGACGGAGGAAAUUUCCUGUUUACUCGUUUUCCAUCUAACGAACCUCGGCUUUGCGCUUGACGAUGCGCGAUGGGAUCUUUUAUUCGACAAUUCCCAAUCAUCAAACGUCAAAUCAUUUUUCAAGAUUCACAAGGAAAUAAGCUACCUGCUGGGUAUACCGAGCUCUGACCCGCAGGCUCAAAACUGGAAAAGCCCAAGGGAAUUCGACUUGCCUCAAACCUCACUCGGUGCCUCGCUUCUUGGAUUCACCAUUGCGCAAAUACCAUGGAAAUGUUCGAGUCCCACUCUGUGGGCAUAUUUCGAAACCUGGCGUUCAUGCUGGAGUAAUUCAUAUACAUCUCGAAAAACCGACCUUGAAAAGGUUGCGUACGCCGUCAUUUAUCCAGAGUCAAUCAAUGUAUCUGAGCUAGCGUCAAGCCUGCCUAGCCACUCCAUAUAUGCGUUGGCGAUAGGCCUAAGCCACUCAGGUCAUUUGGAAACGUCAUCAAGUCUCCUCAAAUUGGGUCUGCUCGGCCCGGCUCGCGACAAUCUGACCUCACAUGUCUAUGAGCUGCUUUUCGCUGAACUUUUGAAAUAUCUCACACUACUGGGCAAGGCAAAGGAUGCAUCCGACCUGGGCAUUGAAUAUCUAAAGGUAACUACUACUCACAAUGCAUAUGUUCCUAUUGCUACCACAGACGCCUUCAUCGCACUCGGCAAUUAUAAAACGGCACAAGAGCGUCUCCAAUACAUCCUAUCAGAUACAUCUCUUAGCUCAUUUGAAGAAAUCUGCCUAGUGUUGUGUCUGAACAAAAUCUGGAGGCGAAGACCUGAUCUGAUUGAACCCUGCGGUUUUGCAGAUAACCUUGCCCGGAUCGUCAAUUCGAUUAGGCGAGAAGACAACCAGAUCCAGGAAGACUACAUGACCGAGUUGCAAGCCACAGUGUAUCAUGUCAGAGGACAUGAAGAGCCUAUACCGCCAAGGUUACACACAGUAAUCGAGCAUACAUUGAAACUAUAUCGAGAAGACGAUGGUACACUUCAAAAACAGCGAGCAACUCUGGACGCGCUAAUAAAAACCGACAAUACUGCUUCUGAAUUCACAAUUAUAGGCGGUCGUAUUAUGACCAAGGAUACACCAAAACUUUUGCCAGAAAAAGAUGAUGCCCUUCCAAGGCAGCGAUCCACGACAGGCGCAUUACCCGAAACCAGGAACACUGUUUCCCCAUCUCAUGAUAGCCACGAUUUGAGGAAUAGUAACAAGCCUGGUGGUUCGGAUCAUGCUUUAGGCUUCAAUUCGCCUGCUCAGUCCAUUAUCGCCGGAUUGCUUGGGAAUAGCGCAACCUACUAUCUUUGGGUAAGUCCCUUAGUCAUCAGAUUGUUCGAUAAAGCUACAUUGAAACUGACGGAAAGUGAAGAUGCUGGUAGUACUGGCGGUUACUGGACGCUUUUGGUCCUGCAAAAACUAAUGGAAUUGAUCCGACGCGAAGAAACACACCACAUGGUACGAAGGAAACCACCCAGGGGUGUCACCCCAGCAUCUCGGUCCCAGCGUGAUACGAUCAUCAACUCCAGAAUAACCAGCGACUCUGUGCCAUGCCAUUACUUUGAUCUGAUUUGUGGCACAAGUACAGGCGGCCUGAUAGCUUUGAUGCUAGGCAGAUAUCUUAUGAGCAUCGAAGACUGCAUUUUACAUUACAUAGGAAUUGUAAAUCGUACCUUCGGCCAACCGAGGCCGACUGCAAUGCUACGUGUAGGUGUUUCAUCACAGUCCAAGUAUAGGACCCAGGAUAUGAGCGAUGCGAUUGACAAUUUUCUCGCCGAAAUCGACGACGAUGAAAGCUUGAAGACUGCUCCUGGGAGAUGUGCUGUUUUGAUUCCUGCUUUGUCGACUAUGACCGAAAAUAAAUUUUCCCUCGAAACAUUGCACCUCAUUCGUACUUAUGAUAACCCCAUAUCCGGCUCAUCAGAAAACAUGCAAAGCUCAAUUCCUUCCCAUUUCGGGCCAGCUAGCAGUUUCAAGAUGGGGGAGGUUGUUCACGCAAUUACAAUCGGACCAGUGGACGUGAGUAGGUCCAUGACAAGCAGCGAAGGAGAUAAGCCAAAAAGAGUUCUCUUAUCAGAAUUCCCCACCCGAAUGUCAUAUGAACCAUGUUUGAUAGCUUUGCACGAGCUUGAAAAGCUUUAUGGAGUAAAAAGGAUCGGAACCGUUGUCAGUAUUGGAGCUCUGAAGAAACCUGAGCGACGUUCUUUCCCCUACCAUAGGCUCAAGUUGGAUCCCCUACGUUAUGAAUUCCCAACGGCACCCAGAAUUAGCGGUAAAGAGCUUGAGAGCUACUGGCGAUUCGAGCACGCAGAAGGCGUUGAUAUAGAGCAUAAUGAGUGGAAGCCAAACGGCGUCAGGACGCGACAAAACAAGAUCGGCAAAGCAACCAUGUGGAAGAUUGAAGCAGCAUUCUACAGGUGGUCCGCUCAUUAUGAAAAUAUCUGUAACCUGGAGAAAUGUGCGAAAGAGCUGGUUGCAAUACGGAGACUCAGAAUGCUCGAUAAAGAGCGAUGGAAACGUUACGCGAGUGAAAACAGCUUUGCCGACCCUUGGGGUGAAGAGAGCUGCGUUCAAGAUCCGAGUGCUACUGUGGGGGGAGAUGAAGAACAAGGCGAAUCAACUGUAUGA